Messenger RNA from Saccharomyces kudriavzevii IFO 1802, 1020 nucleotides. It is a transcript of the gene MBR1, whose product is annotated as Mbr1p. The transcript has a single exon. The record is from RefSeq and is a predicted model, not a curated record. The coding region runs from base 1 to 1020 and encodes 339 amino acids. Lineage: Eukaryota; Fungi; Ascomycota; Saccharomycetes; Saccharomycetales; Saccharomycetaceae.
AUGAGGAUGGAAAAGCCAACAGAUAAACCACUUUCCGCAAGGGAUAUGAAUGACGAUUACUCUGGGGGUUCGAUGGGUGAUAAUGACUGUUUAAAUUUUUUCGAAAGGGCUGUCCAGGACCCGUGCUGCGAGGCCUGUGACACAGAAGAUGCAGAUGACGAACUGAGGGCAAAGCUCAAUAAUUUCAAUUUCCAAUCGGAUUCUUCCCCCUGUAGUGGUACGUGUCAACAGACGCUGAACCCCCUGUGCGAGAUAGAUGAAGUUCAACCGGAGAGGCCAGCUUUAGCUCCUUCGAGAAACGGCUCGGUAUCUGGGGUGAACUCUGAUGCUAAUUCUAUUCCGUCUUAUACCCAUGACCCGAACGACACCAAAUAUGGAGCCAUGCCCAGCUUGAGAAAGGCCAAAACAACGUCAUACUUCACUUCCCCUUCCUCAAAUAACAGUACCAUGAGAAACUCACUGAAAAAAUGUAAUACAAACGUAAACGGCCUCCUAACAAACAGAAGAAACUCGAGCUCCUCUAGACAAUCCAUACCUGAACUGUAUAGUGGUGCUUGCACGAGGAAGAAAAGCAACGUAUUAUUAAAGAAUGAAACGCCACAGUCGGAAUUUUCUAGCAGCUCUCUACAACAUUCCAACACAAGGUCAUUUUCCCUACCCAGGUCAAGAUCAAGGUCCUCUGCUAUUGCUAUACCCACACACUUGUAUGGCCUGGAAAAAUACGUUUCACCCGAGUUGGAUACCUUAACGGCUGACCCAGUAAACAGCGUUGGGAAUUCUCUAAAUGCUGGGGGGCCUGUAAAUUCUUCCAUUUCUUCAAGUAAUACAGGAGACACAGAUUCAUCCGUGCCAAAUUCAAACGAUGUAGCAACGCUCAAUUACUCCCCAGGUGCAAAUACGAACCGAUACCACCCACCAAGGCAGCAACCGCACCAGCCGCUAUUAGCAAAACCAAGCUUCGGCGCUGGAAGGAAAAAAUCUUUCAUCGAAGUUUCAUUGGCAAGUUCAUUUGCAGACUAG